Lactuca virosa is the source of this 2097-nucleotide messenger RNA. NCBI's taxonomy places the organism in Eukaryota, Viridiplantae, Streptophyta, Magnoliopsida, Asterales, Asteraceae. The record is from the annotation of a GenBank genome assembly.
AUGACAAGAGGAAAUGGUGUUGGUGUCAAGGGAAAUAAGCGGAGAAAGAUUCAACAAAGAGAGGAAUCAGAGGAGUCAGAUGAGGAAUAUAAUGUGGCUGAAGAUGAAGAUAGUGAUGAGUCAGAUGAGUGCUAUUCCUUAGAUGGUGAUGAAUCAGAAGAGAUAUUAGCUGAUUUUGGAAAGUCACGGAGGGUUGCUAGAUCAAGAAACACCCGGAGGACUUCUGCAGGUAGGAAGGGGAAUGAGAUAGCAAAGCCUCGUAAGAGGAGAAGGGUUUCUUAUACUGGUGAUGAUGAUGAUGAUGAUGAAGAGUUUAUGUCUUUGGGUAAGAAAGCUAAGCGGAUAAAGAAACCUAGGGAAAAGAAGAGGGUUUCAUAUACAGAAAUGGAUGAUGAUGAUGAUGAUGAUGAUGAAGAGUUUAUGUCUUUAGGUAGGGAAGCUAAGCAGAGGGAAAAGAAGAGGGUUUCGUAUACAGAAGAUGAUGAUGAUGAUGACUUUGGAGGAUUAAUGUUUUCAAAUAGAAACCAGAGAAAGAAGCCUCAGGAAAAGAAAAGGGUUUCCUAUACAGAAGAAGAAGAUGAUGAUGAUGAUGCAGGAUUUAUGUCUUCGGGUAGGGAAAGUAGCCGGAUAAAGAAGCCUGUGGAAAAAAAGAGGGUUUCAUAUACAAAAGAUGAUGAUGAUGAGGAGGAGGAGGAUGAUGACUAUGCAGAAUUUGUGUCUUUGGGUAGAAAGAGAAACCAGAGACAGAAACCUAAGGAAAAGAAGAGGGUUUCGUAUACAGAAGAGGAUGAAGAUGAUGAUGAUGAUGUAGAAUUUAUGUCAUCAGGUAGGGAAGGUAAACAGAUAAAGAAGCCUAGGGAAAAGAAGAAGGUUUCAUAUACAGAAGAGGAUGAUGAUGUAGAGGACUAUUUGGAAUUCAUGUCUUCAGGUAGAAAGAGAAGCCAGAGAAAGAAGUGUCACGAAGAGAAGAGGGUUUCGUAUACAGAAGAGCAUGAGGAUAAUGAUGAUGCAGAGUUUAUGUCUUUGGGUAAGGAAUGUAACCAAGUAAACAACCCUAGGGAAAAGAAGAGGGUUUCAUGUGCAGAAGAGGAUGUUGAUGAUGAUGAGGACUAUGCGGAAUUCGAGUCUGAGGGUAGAAACCAAAUAAAGAAUAGGGUUUCAGAUACAGAAGAGGAUGAGGAUGAUGCAGAAUUUAUGUCUUCAGGUAGGGAGGCUAACCAAAUAAAGAAGCCUAGGGAAAAGAAUAGAGUUUCAUAUAGAGAAGAAGAAGAUGAUGAUGAUGAAGAGGACUAUGCAGAAUUUGUGUCUACUGGUAGAAAUAGAACCCAAAGAAAAAAGCCUCAAAAGAUGGUUUCGGAUACAGAAGCAGAUGAUGAUGCAGAAUUCAUGUCUUUGGAUAGUGAAGCUAACAAGAUAAAGAAGCCUAUGGAAUUGAAGAGGGUUUCAUGUACAGAAGGGGAUGAUGAUGAUGAUCUUGGUAAUGAUGAUGUUGGUGAUGAUGAUGAAGAGGAUGAAGAAUUUGUAUCUUUGAGUAGGGAAGGGAAGAUAACCAAGAUAAAGAACCCUGAGGAAAAGAAAAGGAUUUUAUGUACAAAAGAGGAUGAUGAUAAUGAUGAUGAGGGAGAGUAUGCAGGAUUUGUCUCUUUGGGUAGAAAGAAGCCUCAAGAAAAGGAGAGGGUUUCAGACACUGAAGAAGAUGAUGAUGAUGAUGAUGAUGAUGAUGAUGAUGAUGAUGGAGAGUUUAUGUAUCCAGGUGAGAAGGUAAACCAGAAAAAGAAUCUUCGUGAGAAGAGGAAGGUUUCAUACACAGAAGAUGAUUCUGAGUUUAUUUCCACAAGUAACAAGUCAAACCCAAUAAAUGCCCCUCAAGAAAAAAGUAGGAUUUCAUCUGAAGAAGACAAUCAAGAAGAAGAAGAAGAUGAAAACGAUGCAGAAUUCAAGUUAAGUGAGAGUGAUUUUCUUGAUGAUGAAGACGAAACACUAAAGAUGAAAAAACCCGAGAAACCACCACAAAAAAAGAGUAUCCGUGGAAGACAUAAAAAGACCAAAAAGACGAAAAGCCCACAAGGACAAAACAAAGGAUUCCCCGAAAGGUAG